CACUACUUGGCAAAAGUUAGUACCGAAUGGCCUGUUACAGAUUAUGGGCCCUGUGGCUUCUCUGUCUGCUCAAGGGACCAGAAGCCUCUAGAGGAGACCCAGCCCCCAUGCAGGUGAUUGGAACUCUAGGAAAGUCCGUCACUCUCCACCUGGAAAUCCCAAGGGGAGAGGAGCUCGAGGACCUUACCUGGAGCAAAGAAGGAACUAUUGCUAUCGUAACUCCAGGGGAACCAAUAAAAGUGAUUGAUAAAAAAAUUAGAGACCGAGUGGAGGUAAUGAGCAACAACUACUCCCUACAAAUCAACAGUCUGACACUAGAGGAUGCAGGAGUCUACAGAGCCCAGAUAAACAUAAAAGACUCGGAUAUGACCACCACCAAGGAAUAUAACCUUCAAGUCUACGAGCAGCUCACAGAACCCCAAGUCAGAAUGAAUUCCACUGUGCUUAAGGAUGGACAUUGCAUUAUCUUCUUGAUAUGUUCUGUGAAUGCUAGAAGAAAUGAUGUGACAUAUAGCUGGUCACCCUUGGGUCCAAAUGCUGCUGUAUCCAAUGGAGGAUCUGUUAUCCAAAUCUCCUGGAAACCCUGUAAUGCUGACUGGAACUAUACAUGCACAGCCAAGAAUCCCGUGAGCUUUAGCACAUUUCAAGUCACACCUUCUUGGGAUCUCUGUCCAGGGCCAGGAACCUCAGAAGGGAACUUGACUCCCACAAUAGUGAUUGGGACCCUGGGAGACCUGAUCACUUUCCCACUGGAGAUUCCAUCAGGAGUUGAGAGCAUUGUCUGGAUUUCAAAUACUUCUCUUACCAAGACAGAACCAGGAGAAGUGGGAAAGCUGAAAAGAGUCAAGACCCAGAGACCUGAUAGAAUCAGAGAUCCUGCCCGGGACUUCUCCCUGCAAAUUCCUAAUGUGCAGAUGGAGAACCAAGGACUCUAUAUAGCCCAUGUGUGCACCAACUCCUCCAGCAUCCCAACAACACACUGGUUUUCCCUGCAAGUCUACAAGCAGCUAAAGAAAAUUAAAGGUACCGUGAGCUCGAGGACCAAUGAGAACCAAACUUGUACCAUCACAAUGACCUGUCAGGUGCAGGACAACAGUUAUGGAGACAAUGUGACGUACAGUUGGACACCCCUUAGGGAAAGAGUCUUUGGGUUGCAUGAAGGGCCUGUCCUCAGUGUCUCUUUGAGACCUGGGGACAAUAAAGUGAACUACACCUGUACAGCCAGGAAUCCCGUCAGCAACAGCUCUUACUCCUUCCCAGCUUGGCAGCUCUGUCCAGAGUCUAAGAAAAACAGAAAGGCCUGGUUGGCACUCCUUGGGCUUCUUGGACUGCCAGUCCCCUGCUGGUAUGUUUGGAAAAAGAAGAGACGAGGUCACUGUUUUGAUUGCUGCCGUACCCAAACCCAGAGUGGGACCCCUGAAGAAUUACCAGAGUACAAGAAGUUGGAACUUGUCUUUGAAGGGAGUUCCAGGAGAGAAGGCAGCGUGGACAGUGAUACAACCUUAGAAGACAACAUGGUACACAAGCCUAUUUGUGAAAGUACUGUGAAACAUGGUCCUAUGCCAGAUGAAGGUGAUGCAUAUGAUGCUGUCUGUGGUGAGGAAGAAAUAUAUGACCCUGUCACUCCAGAGGAAAUAUCAUAUGUACAAAUCAGCCAGGAAGAGACCCCAAAUCCUCAGAAGUUCCAGAGUUCAGAGACAAUUUACUGCGUGGUGAAGAAACCCCAAACGGUGGGAUCACUGAAAAGUGACACUGAGUCUCCAGAGGCCUCUCUCUAUGAAAAUCUCACCUGAACAGUGGAGUCACUGCCUAUGUCUGUCUUCUGACUGUGGAUAACAAAGAGAAAGCAGGACCUUAUUAGCACAUGGAUGAUCUGAGGGUGAAUAUCCCUACAUAUGGGAAGAUCCUGGGAUUUCCUUGCAUUGCUCUACACAUAUUCUGAGUUCCCUUAGUUUGGUUCCCAGAGCAGAGUGGAUUUGGGCUAAGAUACUGGUCUGAAGGGUAGACAGAAGGACUCAGGUUCUUUUUUAAUUGAGCUCUUAGAAUUCUCUCUAAUGACAACUGGAGUUGGGGAUUUUAUCUCCACAGUAGGAUGCUCCCUAUGCCUGGAACCUCUUCUUACUUCUGCCUUCUAGUUUUCUGUCUUCCUUAAGGUGUCUCUGAUUCUACUUUCUGCAGGAGGUCUUUCCCAUCACUCCAUAUCCCUUUCCUCUGAAAUUAACUAUCUCUCUCUCUCUCUCUCUUUCUCUCUCUCUCUCCCUUCUCCCUUCUCCUUUUUCUCUCCCUUUCUCUCUCCUCUCUCUCUCUCACACACACACACUUCUCUCUCUCAAUCUCUC
This is a messenger RNA of Trichosurus vulpecula (common brushtail), 2339 nucleotides long. Its product is annotated as T-lymphocyte surface antigen Ly-9-like. Gene Ontology annotation, biological process: T cell activation. Bases 27 to 1793 code for a protein of 588 amino acids. The transcript is spliced from 10 exons. Gene Ontology annotation, cellular component: external side of plasma membrane. NCBI's taxonomy places the organism in Eukaryota, Metazoa, Chordata, Mammalia, Diprotodontia, Phalangeridae. The record is from RefSeq and is a predicted model, not a curated record.